CCGGUUGUCGGAGCGAUCUGGUACACCGCGGGCUGGUCUGUAUCACAUACAUGACAUCCGUGUAGUAGUAUAAAUCCCUCGCUCGUCGAACUCUAUGGCAAUCGAAGGGUUACCAGCGACGAGGACAGGAAAUUAGAGAGCUACCACGUUCAGUCAGCGACAAGCUUGUUGAAGUGAAUUAUGGCACGUACCAAGCAGACCGCUCGUAAAUCCACCGGAGGCAAGGCGCCCAGGAAACAGCUCGCCACCAAAGCUGCGAGGAAAAGCGCCCCCUCUACCGGCGGUGUGAAAAAGCCCCACAGAUACAGACCGGGGACAGUGGCUUUGAGGGAAAUCCGUCGGUACCAGAAGUCCACUGAGCUACUUAUCCGAAAACUGCCGUUCCAGCGCCUGGUCAGAGAAAUUGCCCAAGAUUUCAAGACUGACCUCCGCUUCCAGAGUGCUGCCAUUGGCGCUCUUCAGGCAACCAGUGAGGCAUACCUUGUUGGCCUUUUUGAGGACACUAACUUGUGCGCCAUCCAUGCAAAGAGGGUCACAAUCAUGCCUAAGGACAUCCAGCUGGCCAGAAGGAUCAGGGGAGAGCGUGCAUAAUUUUUGGGGGAUUUCAACUUUUUUGGGGGGGGGGGGCGGGGGGCGUGGCUACACUUUCUGAAGUAGUAGUUUAAAUCCCUUUUUGUACUUGUUCCAUUAGUAGUAAUAAGGCAUGUGGUGAAACCUAUUAGGAAACGUCAUGCAAAACAUUCCCCUACCUUUUCUCAGGUUUCUUAGUGUGUUUUAGAAUGUGGUGUUCUUGUGGUAGCAUGUGUCUUCUGUGAAAAUGACUUUUGUAUUGCAUCGUGGCCAUUUGUUGUAAAUAAACUUUCCACUACCUCA
Molecule: messenger RNA, 873 nt
Organism: Osmerus eperlanus (European smelt)
Lineage: Eukaryota; Metazoa; Chordata; Actinopteri; Osmeriformes; Osmeridae
Gene: h3f3d
Product: H3 histone, family 3D
Exons: 4
Coding region: 181-591 (136 amino acids)
Cellular component (GO): nucleus; nucleosome
Molecular function (GO): structural constituent of chromatin; DNA binding; protein heterodimerization activity
Source: RefSeq, a predicted model, not a curated record